GCGACGCGGAUGCGGAGCCUGCUCGCCCGAGAUCAAAGCCGCCGGUGCGCUCUUUGUGUCCGCUCGGGAUUCGCCGCCCUGGGGCUGCCCAUGGAAACCUAGACUGCUGGACCCCGCGGCAGCGAGCCCCUCUUUGACUUCGUGCCCUUUUUUGGGGGGGGGGGAGGGCGGCCACUCCGAACUGGAUUUACCGUUCUUGGCCCCUCCGAGCCCCCCCGUGCGGGGGGCGUCUGGGAUCACUCUGGCGGUUGGAGGUCGGGGAGCGGCCCGGGCUCUGGCCAUGUUCUCGGAUGAAGAUUUCUGGACCGCCCUGUGAAGAGGUCUCCCCGAGAGGGCCCUGCCCAGUCGGAGAGAGGGAUGGACAGCCAGAAGCUGCCUGGUGAGGAUAAAGAUUCAGAACCGGCUGCUGAUGGACCUGCAGCCUCCGAGGAGUCAGGCACCACUGAGCAAGACCUUCCCAACCCACACGUGGGGGAGGUCGCUGUACCCAGUUCUGGGGGUCUCAGGCUUCAGGAGCCUCCCCAGGACUGCAGUGGGGUUCCAGUGCGGCGUUGUGCUCUCUGUAACUGUGGGGAGCCUAGUCUACAUGGGCAGAGGGAGCUACAGCGCUUUGAGUUGCCGUUUGACUGGCCCCAGUGUCCAGUGGUAUCCCCUGGGGGGAACCCAGGACCCAAUGAAGCAGUGCUGCCCAGUGAGGACCUAUCACAGAUUGGUUUCCCUGAGGGCCUGACACCUGCCCACUUAGGAGAACCUGGAGGGUCCUGCUGGGCUCACCAUUGGUGUGCUGCGUGGUCGGCAGGUGUAUGGGGGCACGAGGGCCCAGAACUAUGUGGUGUGGACAAGGCCAUCUUCUCAGGGAUCUCACAGCGCUGUUCCCACUGCACCAGGCUCGGUGCCUCUAUCCCUUGCCGCUCACCCGGAUGUCCACGGCUUUACCACUUCCCCUGUGCAACUGCCAGCGGUUCCUUCUUGUCCAUGAAAACACUGCAGCUGUUAUGCCCGGAGCACAGUGAGGGGGCUGCGCAUCUGGAGGAGGCUCGUUGUGCAGUUUGUGAGGGACCAGGGGAAUUGUGUAACCUGUUCUUCUGUACCAGCUGUGGGCAUCACUAUCAUGGGGCCUGCCUGGACACUGCUUUGACUGCCCGAAAGCGUGCUGGCUGGCAGUGCCCUGAGUGCAAAGUGUGCCAAGCUUGCAGGAAACCUGGGAAUGACUCUAAGAUGUUGGUCUGUGAGACGUGUGACAAAGGAUACCAUACCUUCUGCCUGAAACCACCUAUGGAGGAAUUGCCUGCUCAUUCUUGGAAGUGCAAGGCAUGCCGGGUGUGCCGAGCCUGUGGAGCAGGCUCAGCAGAGCUGAAUCCCAGCUCCGAGUGGUUUGAAAAUUACUCGCUCUGUCACCGCUGUCACAAGGCCCAGGGAAGUCAGCCUAUCAGUUCUGUUGCUGAGCAGCAUCCCCCUGUCUGUCACAGAUUCUCACCCCCAGAGCCUGGCGAUACCCCCAGUGAUGAGCCCGAUGCUCUGUACGUUGCAUGCCAAGGGCAGCCAAAGGGUGGGCACGUGACCUCUAUGCAACCCAAGGAACCGGGGCCCCUGCAAUGUGAAGCCAAACCACUAGGGAGAGCAGGGGCCCAACUUGAGCCCCAGUUGGACACCCCCCUAAAUGAGGAGAUGCCACUGCUGCCCCCACCUGAGGAGUCGCCCCUCUCCCCACCACCUGAAGAAUCACCCACGUCCCCGCCGCCUGAGGCAUCACGCCUGUCCCCACCGCCUGAGGAAUCACCUCUCUCUCCACUGCCUGAGGAAUCUCCUCUGUCUCCCCCACCUGAGUCAUCACCUUUUUCUCCACUGGAGGAGUCACCCUUCUCUCCACCAGAGGAGUCGCCCCCAUCUCCCCCACUUGAGACACCUCUGUCCCCACCACCUGAGGCAUCACCCCUGUCUCCACCAUUUGAGGAGUCUCCCUUGUCCCCUCCACCAGAAGAACUGCCCACUUCCCCACCACCUGAAGCAUCACGCUUAUCUCCACCACCUGAGGAGUCACCCAUGUCCCCUCCACCUGAAGAGUCACCCAUGUCUCCACCACCUGAGGCGUCUCGUCUGUUCCCACCAUUUGAAGAAUCCCCUCUGUCUCCUCCACCAGAGGAAUCUCCUCUCUCCCCUCCACCUGAAGCAUCACGCCUCUCCCCACCACCUGAGGACUCACCCAUGUCCCCACCACCUGAAGAUUCGCCUGUGUCUCCUCCUCCUGAGGUGUCAUGCCUAUGCCCCCUACCUGAGGUGUCACGCCUGUCUCCACCGCCUGAGGAAUCUCCCCUGUCCCCACCGCCUGAGGAGUCGCCCUCAUCCCCUCCACCUGAGGCUUCACGCCUAUUCCCACCGCCUGAGGACUCGCCUACAUCCCUACCACUUGAAGACUCACCUGCUUGCCCGCCACCGGACAGCUUACUCAUGUCCCUUCCGCUGGAGGAGUUACCAUUGCCUGAGGAGUUGCAACUUCAUACCCGGCCUGAGGAGCUACAACUCUGUCCCCAGCCUGAGGAGCCACCCCAGUCCCCAGCCCCUGAGGAGCCACACUUGUCCCCUGCCCCUGAGGAGCCACACCUAUCCCCUGGCCCUGAGGAACCACACUUCUCCCCUGCACCAGAGGAACCACCUCUGUCCCCUGCACCUGAGGAGUCGCACCUGUCCCUUACACCUGAGGAGCCACCUCUGUCCCCUACACCUGAGAAACUGCAUCUGUCCCCCCGACCUGUGGAGCCUCAGCUGUCCCCUGCACCUGAGAAGCCGUGUCUUUUCCCUUUACCUGAGGAGCCACACCUGUCCCCCCAGUCUGAGGAGCCGCGCCUGUCCCCCCAGCCUGAGGAGCCACGCCUGUCCCCCCAGCCUGAGGAGCCGCGCCUGUCCCCCAGGCCUGAGGAGCCGCGCCUGUCCCCCAGGCCUGAGGAGCCGCGCCUGUCUCCCAGGCCUGAGGAGCCACACAUGUCCCCCAGGCCUGAGGAGCCGCACAUGUCCCCCAGGCCUGAGGAGCCGCGCCUAUCCCCCAGGUCUGAGGAGCCGCGCCUAUCCCCCAGGCCUGAGGAGCCACGCCUGUCCCCCAGGCCUGAGGAACUGCACCUGACCCCUCCACCAGAAGAGCCAGGUGUAUGCUCUGCACCUGAGGGAUUGCCCUUGUUCCUCCCACCUGGGGAGCCACCUUUAUCUCCCUUGCUUGGAGAGCCGGCCCUGUCUGAGCCUGGGAAACCACCUCUGUCCCCUCUACCAGAAGAACUGCCGUUGUCCCCAUCUGAGGAGCCAUCCUUGUCACCUCAAUUGAUGCCAUCAGAUCCUCUUCCUCCUCCGCUCUCACCCAUGAUCACAGCUGUGGCCCCACCAGCCCUGUCUCCUUUGAGGGAGUUGGAUUACCCCUUUGGUGCCAAGGGGGACAGUGAUCCUGAGUCGCCAUUGACUGCCCCCAUCCUAGAGACACCCAUCAGCCCUCCUCCAGAAGCUAACUGCACUGACCCUGAACCUGUACCCCCUAUGAUCCUUCCCCCAUCCCCAGGUUCCCCCAUGGGACUGGCUUCUCCCAUUCUGAUGGAGCCUCUUCCCCCUCAGUGUUCUCCACUCCUCCAGCAUUCUUUACCUCCCCAGAACUCCCCUCCUUCCCAGUGCUCUCCACCUGCUCUGCCACUGUCCAUUCCUUCCCCACUGAGUCCCAUGAAGAAGGUAGUGGAGAACGCAGAUGACGCUGAGCUUCAUGAGAUGGAGACUGAGAAAAUCCCAGAGCCUGAGUGCCCAGCCUUGGAACCCAGCCCUACCAGUCCUCUCCCUUCCCCCAUGGGGAACCUUUCCUGCCCUGCACCCAGCCCUGCCCCAGCCCUGGAUGACUUCUCUGGCCUGGGGGAAGACACUGCCCCUCUGGAUGGGACUGACACUCCUAGUUCACAGCCAGAGGCUGGGCAGACCCCUGGCAGUUUGACAAAUGAACUUAAGGGUUCCCCUGUGCUCCUGGAUCCCGAGGAGCUGGCCCCUGUGACCCCUAUGGAGGUCUAUGGCCCAGAAUGCAAACAGGCAGGGCAGGGCUCACCCUGUGAAGAUCAAGAGGAGCCACGUGCACCAGUGGCCCCUACCCCACCCACUCUGAUCAAAUCUGACAUCGUUAAUGAGAUCUCCAAUCUGAGCCAGGGGGAUGCCAGUGCCAGUUUUCCUGGCUCAGAGCCCCUGCUGGGCUCUCCUGAUCCCGAGGGCGGUGGCUCCCUGUCUAUGGAGUUGGGGGUAUCUACAGACGUCAGUCCAGCCCGAGAUGAAGGCUCCCUGCGGCUCUGCACUGACUCGUUGCCAGAGACUGAUGACUCAUUAUUGUGUGAUGCUGGGACAGCUGUUGGUGGAGGCAAAGCUGAGGGGGACAAAGGGAGGCGGCGCAGCUCCCCAGCUCGUUCCCGCAUCAAACAGGGUCGCAGCAGUAGUUUCCCAGGACGACGCCGGCCGCGAGGAGGAGCACAUGGAGGGCGCGGGAGAGGACGGGCCCGGCUAAAGUCAACUACUUCUUCUGUUGAGACUCUGGUAGUCGCUGACAUCGACAGCUCCCCCAGCAAGGAGGAGGAAGACGACGAUGAUGACACCAUGCAGAACACCGUGGUUCUCUUCUCCAACACCGACAAGUUCGUCCUGAUGCAGGAUAUGUGUGUGGUAUGUGGCAGCUUCGGCCGGGGGGCAGAGGGCCAUCUCCUUGCCUGUUCCCAGUGCUCUCAGUGCUAUCACCCUUACUGUGUCAACAGCAAGAUCACCAAGGUGAUGCUGCUAAAGGGCUGGCGUUGUGUGGAGUGCAUCGUGUGCGAGGUGUGCGGCCAGGCCUCAGACCCCUCACGCCUGCUGCUCUGUGAUGACUGUGACAUUAGCUACCACACAUACUGCCUGGACCCCCCACUGCUCACCGUGCCUAAGGGCGGCUGGAAGUGCAAGUGGUGUGUGUCUUGUAUGCAGUGUGGGGCCGCCUCCCCUGGCUUCCAUUGUGAAUGGCAGAAUAGUUACACACACUGUGGGCCCUGUGCCAGCCUGGUGACCUGCCCUAUCUGCCAUGCUCCUUACGUGGAAGAAGACCUACUAAUCCAGUGCCGCCACUGUGAACGGUGGAUGCAUGCUGGUUGCGAGAGUCUCUUCACAGAGGAUGAUGUGGAACAGGCAGCCGAUGAGGGAUUUGACUGUGUCUCCUGCCAGCCUUAUGUGGUAAAGCCUGCAGCACCUAUUGCGCCCCCAGAGUUGGUGCCUAUGAAGGUGAAAGAACCAGAGCCUCAGUACUUUCGUUUCGAGGGCGUGUGGCUGACAGAAACUGGCAUGGCUGUGCUGCGUAACCUGACCAUGUCACCCUUGCAUAAGCGGCGUCAGCGGCGAGGACGGCUUGGCCUUCCAGGCGAGGCAGGGCUGGAGGGUCCUGAGCCCUCAGAUGCUCUUGGCCCUGAUGAUAAAAAGGACGGGGACAUGGACACUGAUGAGCUGCUCAAGGGUGAAGGCGGUGUGGAGCACAUGGAAUGUGAAAUCAAACUGGAGGGCCCUGUCAGCCCUGACGUGGAACCUGGCAAGGAGGAGACUGAGGAGAGCAAGAAACGCAAACGCAAGCCCUACCGGCCUGGCAUUGGUGGUUUUAUGGUGCGACAGCGGAAAUCCCACACACGUGUGAAAAAGGGGCCUGCUGCACAGGCGGAGGUGUUGAGUGGGGAUGGGCAGCCCGACGAGGUGAUGCCUGCUGACCUGCCUGCAGAAAGCUCCGUGGACCAGAGCUUAGCCGACGGGGAUGAGAAAAAGAAGCAGCAGCGGCGAGGACGCAAGAAGAGCAAACUAGAGGACAUGUUCCCUGCUUACUUGCAGGAGGCCUUCUUUGGGAAGGAGCUGUUGGACCUGAGCCGGAAGGCCCUUUUUGCAGUUGGAGUGGGCCGGCCAAGCUUUGGACUAGGAACCCCAAAAGCCAAGGGAGAUGGAGGCUCAGAUAGGAAGGAGCUUCCCACCUCACAGAAAGGAGAUGAUGGCCCAGAUGUUGCAGAUGAAGAAUCCCGCGGCCCAGAGGGCAAAGCUGAUACACCAGGACCUGAGGAUGGGGGCGUAAAGGCAUCCCCUGUGCCCAGUGACCCUGAGAAACCAGGCACCCCAGGUGAAGGGAUGCUUAGCUCUGACUUAGACAGGAUUCCCACAGAAGAACUGCCCAAGAUGGAAUCCAAGGACCUGCAGCAGCUCUUCAAGGAUGUUCUGGGUUCUGAACGAGAGCAGCAUCUAGGCUGUGGGACCCCUGGCCUAGAUGGCAGCCGUACACCCCUGCAGAGGCCCUUUCUUCAAGGUGGACUCCCUUUGGGCAGUCUCCCCUCUGGCAGCCCAAUGGACUCCUACCCGGGCCUCUGCCAGUCCCCAUUCCUGGAUUCAAGGGAGCGCGGGGGCUUCUUUAGCCCGGAACCCGGUGAGCCAGACAGCCCCUGGACAGGCUCUGGAGGCACCACGCCCUCCACUCCCACCACCCCCACCACAGAGGGUGAGGGCGACGGGCUCUCCUAUAACCAGAGGAGUCUUCAACGCUGGGAGAAGGAUGAAGAGUUGGGCCAGCUCUCCACCAUCUCACCUGUGCUCUAUGCCAACAUUAACUUCCCCAAUCUCAAGCAAGAUUACCCAGACUGGUCUAGCCGUUGCAAACAAAUCAUGAAACUCUGGAGAAAGGUUCCAGCUGCUGACAAAGCCCCCUACUUGCAAAAGGCCAAAGAUAACCGGGCAGCUCACCGCAUCAACAAGGUGCAAAAGCAGGCUGAGAGCCAGAUCAACAAGCAGACCAAGGUGGGCGACGUGGCCCGUAAGACUGACCGACCAGCCCUCCAUCUCCGCAUUCCCCCCCAGCCAGGGGCACUGGGCAGUCCGCCCCCUGCUGCCGCCCCCACCAUUUUCAUUGGCAGCCCCACUACCCCCGCCGGCUUGUCUACCUCUGCGGAUGGGUUCCUGAAGCCGCCGGCGGGCACCGUGCCCGGCCCCGACUCGCCCGGUGAGCUCUUCCUCAAGCUCCCACCCCAGGUGCCCGCCCAAGUGCCUUCGCAGGAUCCCUUUGGACUGACCCCCGCGUACGCUCUGGAGCCCCGCUUCCCCUCGGCACCCCCCUCCUACCCUCCCUAUCCUAGUCCGACCGGGGCCCCCUCGCAGCCCCAAGCGCUGGGCACCUCAUCUCGUCCUGGGACUGGCCACCCAGGGGAAUUCCACACUACUCCCCCUGGCACCCCCCGACACCAGCCCUCCACGCCUGACCCCUUCCUCAAACCCCGCUGCCCCUCGCUGGACAACCUGGCAGUGCCUGAGAACACAGGGGGAGGGGGAGGCAAGGCUCCUGAGCCCUUGCUCUCGCCCCCGCCUUUCGGGGAGUCUCGCAAGGCCCUAGAUGUGAAAAAGGAAGAGCUUGGGGCCUCCUCUCCUAGCUAUGGUCCCCCAAACCUGGGCUUUGUUGACUCGCCUUCCUCAGGCCCCCACCUGGGUGGCCUGGAGCUAAAGGCACCUGAUGUCUUCAAAGCCCCGAUGACCCCUCGGGCAUCUCAGGUAGAGCCCCAGAGCCCGGGCUUAGGCCUAAGGCCCCAGGAGCCGCCCCCCGCCCAGGCUUUGGCCCCUUCUCCCCCCAGCCACUCAGAUAUUUUUCGCCCUGACCCCUAUGCCCAGCCCCCACUGACCCCUCGGCCCCAGCCCCCACCCCCUGAGAGCUGCUGUUCACUGCCCCCUCGCUCACUGCCUUCCGACCCUUUCUCCCGAGUGCCUGCCAGCCCCCAGUCCCAGUCGAGCUCCCAGUCCCCGUUGACACCCCGUCCUCUGUCUGCUGAAGCUUUUUGCCCAUCCCCUGUUACCCCUCGUUUCCAGUCCCCUGACCCGUACUCCCGCCCACCCUCACGCCCUCAGUCCCGUGACCCAUUUGCUCCAUUGCAUAAGCCACCCCGACCCCAGCCCCCUGAAGUUGCCUUCAAGGCUGGACCGCUAGCCCACACUCCGCUGGGGGCUGGGGGCUUCCCAGCAGCCCUGCCCUCGGGGCCGGCAGGUGAACUCCAUGCCAAGGUCCCAAGUGGGCAGCCCCCUAAUUUUGCCCGGUCCCCUGGAACAGGUGCAUUUGUGGGCACCCCGUCUCCUAUGCGUUUCACUUUCCCUCAGGCAGUAGGGGAAUCUUCCCUAAAGCCCCCAGUCCCCCAGUCUGGUCUCCCUCCACCCCAUGGGAUCAACAGCCAUUUUGGGCCUGGCCCUACUUUGGGCAAGCCUCAAAGCACAAACUACGCAGUAGCCACAGGGAACUUCCACCCACUGGGCAGCCCCCUGGGACCUAGCAGUGGGUCCACAGGAGAGGGCUAUAGGCUGUCCCCACUACGACCCCCAUCAGUCCUACCACCUGCACCCGAUGGAUCCCUCCCCUACCUGUCCCAUGGAGCCUCACAGCGGGCAGGCAUCACCUCUCCAGUCGAUAAGCGAGAAGAUUCAGGGACUGGAAUGGGCAGUUCUUUGGCGGCACCUGAGCUUCCAGGUACCCAAGACCCAGGCAUGUCCAGCCUCAGCCAGACAGAGCUGGAGAAGCAGCGUCAGCGCCAGCGGCUGCGGGAGCUGCUGAUUCGACAGCAGAUCCAGCGCAACACCCUGCGGCAGGAGAAGGAAACAGCUGCAGCAGCUGUGGGAGCAGUGGGGCCCCCGAGCAACUGGGGCGCUGAACCUGGUAGCCCUGCCUUUGAGCAGCUGAGUCGAGGCCAGGCCCCCUUCGCUGGGACCCAGGACAAGAGUAACCUUGUGGGACUGCCCCCAAGCAAACUGGGUGGCCCCAUCCUAGGGCCUGGGGCUUUCCCUAGUGAUGACCGACUCUCCCGGCCGCCUCCACCAGCCACCCCUUCCUCUUUGGAUGUGAAUAGUCGGCAAAUGGUGGGAGGUUCCCAAGCCUUCUAUCAGCGAGCACCCUAUCCUGGGCCCCUGCCCUUACAGCAGCAGCAGCAGCAGCAGCAGCAGCAGCAGCAGCAGCAGCAGCAGCAGCAGCAGCAGCAGCAGCUGUGGCAGCAGCAGCAACAGCAACAGGCAACAGCAGCAACCUCCAUGAGACUUGCCAUGCCUGCUCGCUUUCCACCAACUUCUGGGCCUGAACUUGGCCGCCAGGCCCUAGCCUCCCCUUUGGCAGGAAUUCCCACUCGCCUGUCUGGCCCUGGUGAGCCAGUGCCUGGUCCGGCUGGUCCUGCCCAGUUCAUUGAGUUGAGGCACAAUGUACAGAAAGGACUGGGACCUGGAGGGGCUCCGUUUCCUGGUCAGGGGCUCCCUCAGCGGCCCCGUUUUUACCCUGUUAGUGAGGACUCCCACCGACUGGCUCCUGAAGGUCUUCGCGGACUGGUCGUGGCAGGUCUUCCCCCACAGAAGCCCUCAGCCCCGCCAGCCCCUGAGUUGAACAAUAGCCUCCAUCCACCACCCCACACCAAGGGUCCCACCCUGCCCACUGGCUUGGAGCUGGUCAGCCGGCCCCCCUCAAGCACUGAGCUUGGCCGCCCCCCUCCUCUGGCCCUGGAGGCUGGGAAAUUACCUUGUGAGGAUCCUGAACUGGACGAUGAUUUUGACGCCCACAAGGCCUUAGAGGAUGACGAGGAGCUUGCUCACCUGGGCCUGGGUGUGGAUGUCGCCAAGGGAGAUGAUGAGCUGGGCACCCUGGAAAACCUGGAGACCAAUGACCCUCACCUCGAUGACCUCCUCAAUGGGGAUGAGUUUGACCUGCUGGCCUAUACUGACCCUGAGCUGGACACUGGGGAUAAGAAAGACAUCUUCAAUGAGCAUCUGAGACUGGUGGAGUCAGCCAAUGAAAAGGCUGAGCGGGAGGCCCUGCUGCGGGGUGUGGAGCCAGGACCCUUGGUCCCUGAGGAGCGCCCUCCCCCUGCUGCUGAUAACUCUGAGCCCCGGCUGGCAUCGGUCCUUCCUGAGGUGAAGCCCAAGGUGGAGGAGAGUGGGCGCCACCCUUCCCCUUGCCAAUUCACCAUUACCACCCCCAAAAUGGAGGCAGCACCAGCCGCCACUUCCCUAGGUCUGACACUGAAACCAGGACAGACUGUGAUGGGCAGCCGGGACACCCGGAUGGGCCCGGGACCCUUUUCUAGCAGUGGGCACACAGCUGAGAAGGGCCCCUUUGGGGCCACAGGAGGACCACCAGCUCACCUGCUGACCCCCAGCCCAUUGAGUGGCCCAGGAGGAUCCUCCUUACUGGAAAAGUUUGAGCUAGAGAGUGGAACCCUCACCUUGCCCAGUGGACAUACAGCACCUGGGGAUGAGCUGGACAAGAUGGAGAGCUCACUGGUAGCCAGUGAGUUACCCCUGCUUAUCGAGGACCUGCUGGAACAUGAGAAGAAGGAGCUGCAGAAGAAGCAGCAGCUUUCGGCACAGCUGCAGCCUACCCAGCAGCAGCAGCAGCAACAGCAGCAUUCCCUAUUGUCCACACCUGGUCCUGCCCAGGUCAUGACUUUGCCCCAUGAGGGUUCUUCUCCCAGUUUGGUUGGGCCCCAACAGCAACUUGCCCUGGGACUCGGAGGUUCUCGACAGCCAGGCUUGACGCAGCCACUGAUGCCCAACCAGCCAUCAGCUCAUGCCCUCCAGCAGCGCCUGGCCCCAUCCAUGGCCAUGGUGUCCAAUCAAGGACACAUGCUGAGUGGGCAGCAUGGAGGGCAGGCAGGCUUAGUGGCCCAGCAGAGCUCACAGCCAGUCCUGGCACAGAAGCCCAUGGGUGCCAUGCCACCUUCCAUGUGCAUGAAACCCCAGCAACUGGCAAUGCAACAGCAACUGGCCAACAGCUUUUUCCCAGAUACAGACCUAGACAAAUUUGCUGCAGAAGAUAUCAUUGAUCCCAUUGCCAAGGCCAAGAUGGUGGCUUUGAAAGGCAUCAAGAAGGUGAUGGCUCAGGGCAGUAUUGGAGUGGCACCUGGUAUGAACAGGCAGCAAGUGUCCCUCCUAGCCCAGAGACUCUCAGGAGGCCCUGGUGGUGAUCUGCAGAACCAUGUGGCAGCUGGGAGUGGCCAGGAACGGAAUGCUGGUGACCCCUCCCAGCCUCGUCCCAAUCCACCCACUUUUGCCCAGGGGGUGAUCAAUGAGACUGACCAGCGGCAGUACGAAGAGUGGCUGUUCCAUACCCAGCAGCUCUUACAGAUGCAGCUAAAGGUGCUAGAGGAACAGAUUGGUGUGCACCGCAAGUCCCGGAAAGCUCUGUGUGCCAAGCAGCGCACUGCCAAAAAGGCUGGCCGUGAGUUUCCAGAGGCUGAUGCUGAAAAGCUCAAGCUGGUUACGGAACAGCAGAGCAAGAUCCAGAAACAGCUGGAUCAGGUCCGGAAGCAGCAGAAGGAGCAUACUAAUCUCAUGGCAGAAUAUCGGAAUAAGCAGCAGCAGCAACAGCAGCAGCAGCAGCAACAGCAACAGCAGCAGCAGCAGCAGCAACAGCAGCAGCACUCAGCCGUGCUGGCUCUUAGUCCUUCACAGAGUCCCCGGCUACUCACCAAACUCCCUGGUCAGCUGCUCCCUGGCCAUGGGCUGCAGCCACCACAAGGACCCCCGGGUGGGCAAGCUGGAGGUCUUCGCCUGCCUCCAGGGGGCAUGGCAUUACCUGGACAGCCUGGUGGCCCCUUCCUCAACACAACCCUGGCCCAACAGCAGCAACAGCAACAUUCUGGUGGGGCUGGAGCCCUCGCCGGCCCCUCAGGGGGCUUUUUUCCUGGCAAUCUUGCUCUUCGAGGCCUAGGACCUGAUUCGAGGCUUUUACAGGAAAGGCAGCUGCAGCUGCAACAGCAGCGGAUGCAACUGGCCCAGAAACUGCAGCAGCAGCAGCAGCAACAGCAGCAGCAGCACCUCCUAGGACAGGUGGCAAUCCAGCAGCAGCAGCAGCAGCAGCAGCAGCAGCAGAGUUUGGGAAUACAGGCAAACCAGGCUCUGGGUCCUAAGUCCCAGGGGCUUCUGCCUCCUAGCAGCCAUCAGGGCCUUUUAGUUCAGCAGCUAUCUCCACAACCACCCCAGGCAUCCCAGGGCAUGCUGGGCCCCGCUCAGGUGGCAGUGUUGCAGCAGCAGCAGCAGCAGCAACAACAACACCCUGGAGCUUUGGGCCCCCAGGGCCCUCACAGACAGGUGCUUCUGACCCAGCCCCGGGUGCUGAGUUCCCCCCAGGUGGCACCGCAGGGUCACGGCCUUAUGGGACACCGACUGGUCACAGCCCAGCAGCAGCAGCAGCAGCAGCAACAGCAGCACCAACAACAGGGAUCUGUGGCAGGACUUUCUCAUCUUCAGCAGGGUCUGAUGCCACACAGUGGGCAGCCCAAACUGGGCACUCAACCCAUUGGCUCCUUACAACAGCAACAGCUUCAACAGCAACAGCAGCAGCAACAGCAACAGCAACAAUUACAGCAGCAACAAUUACAGCAGCAACAACAACAGUUUCAACAGCAACAUCAGCUUCAACAACAGCAGCUGCAGCAGCAGCAGCAGCAGCAACUGCAGCAGCAGCAGCAACUGCAGCAACAGCAACAACUUCAGCAGCAGCAACAGCAGUUUCAGCAGCAGCAGCAGCAGCAGCAGCAGCAGCAGCAGCAGCAACAGCAGCAGCAGCAGCAGCAGAUGGGUCUCUUGAGCCAGAGUCGAACUUUACUGUCUCCUCAGCAACCGCAGCAGCAGGUAACGCUUGGCCCCAGCAUGCCAGCCAAGCCUCUCCAACACUUUUCUAGCCCUGGAACCUUGGGUCCAACCCUUCUCCUAACUGGCAAGGAACAAAGCAUUGUAGAGACAACUCUUCCUCCAGAGGUCACUGAGGGGCCCUCCACUCAUCAGGGAGGGCCCUUAGCAAUGGGGACUAUGACUGAGCCAGUGGCUGCUGAAUCAGGAGAGGUAAAGCCCUCACUCUCUUCGGACUCUCAACUCCUGCUUAUCCAACCCCCGGCCCAGCCUCAGCCCAACCCUGUGCAGCUGCAACCACCCCUGAGGCUCCCAGGACAGCAGCCUCAAGUUAACCUAAUCCACACAGCAGGUAUGGGAAAUCAUGGGCAGCCAGGCAGUGGAUCAUCUUCUGAGGUCUCAUCUGUGCCUCACCUGCUCACCCAGUCCUCUGUUUCCUUGGGGGAGCAGCCUGCGUCCAUGACUCAGAACCUUCUGGGCUCACAACAGACCCUUGGACUAGAACGGCCCAUGCAAAAUAACGUAGGGCCACAGCCUGCCAAACCAGGACCUGUUGCGUCGUCUGGGCAGGGCUUGCCUGGGCCUGCAGUCAUGCCCACAGUGGGUCAGCUUCGAGCACAACUCCAAGGAGUCCUGGCCAAAAAUCCGCAGCUACGGCACUUGAGCCCUCAGCAGCAGCAGCAGCUACAGGCACUCCUCAUGCAGCGGCAGCUACAGCAGAGUCAGGCAGUACGCCAGACUCCACCCUACCAGGAGCCUGGGACCCAGCCCUCUCCCCUCCAGGGGCUUCUCGGCCGCCAGCCCCAACUUGGGGCCUUCCCUGGAUCCCAGACAGGCCCCCUCCAAGAGCUAGGGGCAGGGCUUCGACCUCAGGGCCCACCCCGGCUCCCCGCCCCACAAGGAGCCUUAUCCACAGGACCAGUCCUUGGCCCUGUCCAUCCCACACCUCCACCAUCCAGCCCCCAAGAGCCAAAGAAAUCCUCACAAUUAUCUUCCCCCAGCUCCCAGCUUCCCUCUGAGGCCCAGCUCACCCCUACCCAGCCAGGAACCCCCAAACCCCAGGGGCCACCCUUGGAGCUGCCUCCUGGAAGGGUCUCGCCUGCUGCCGUCCAGCUUGCAGAUGCCUUCUUUGGCAAGGGAGUAGGACCUUGGGACUCCCCAGACAACCUAGUGGAAGCCCAGAAGCCGGAGCAGAGCAGCCUGGUGCCUGGGCAUCUGGAGCAGAUGAAUGGACAGGUGGUGCCUGAGUCACCCCAUCUCAGCAUCAAACAAGAGCCUCGGGAAGAAUCAUGUGCCCUGGGAACCCAGACUAUGAAGAGGGAAGCGAAUGGAGAGCCAGUAGGGGUGCCAGGUACCAGCAACCACCUCCUGCUGGCAGGCCCCCGCUCAGAGGCUGGGCAUCUGCUCUUGCAGAAGCUUCUACGGGCAAAGAAUGUGCAACUCAGCACUGGGCGGGGGCCUGAGGGGCUGCGAACUGAGAUCAACGGGCACAUUGACAGCAAGCUGGCUGGGCUGGAACAGAAACUACAGGGUACCCCCAGCAAUAAGGAGGAUAUAGCAGCAAGGAAGCCUUUAACACCGAAGCCAAAGAGGGUACAGAAGGCGAGCGACAGGUUGGUGAGCUCUCGAAAGAAGCUGCGGAAGGAGGACGGGGUCAGGGCCAGCGAGGCCUUGCUGAAACAACUGAAACAGGAGCUGUCCUUGCUGCCCCUGACGGAGCCUACCAUCACCGCCAAUUUUAGCCUCUUUGCUCCCUUUGGCAGUGGCAGCCCAAUCAAUGGGCAGUGCCAGCUGAGGGGGGCCUUUGGAAGCGGCGCGCUGCCCACUGGCCCUGACUACUAUUCCCAACUGCUUACCAAGAAUAACCUGAGUAACCCGCCGACACCACCCUCGUCGCUGCCCCCCACCCCACCCCCAUCGGUGCAGCAGAAGAUGGUCAAUGGUGUCACUCCAUCUGAAGAGCUGGGGGAGCAGCCCAAGGGCGCCGCCUCUGCCCAGGAGACCGAAGGGACACUGAGAGAUGCUUCAGAGGUGAAGAGUCUAGACCUGCUGGCCGCCUUGCCUACGCCCCCUCACAAUCAGACUGAGGAUGUCAGGAUGGAGAGUGACGAGGACAGCGAUUCUCCUGACAGCAUUGUGCCAGCUUCGUCCCCUGAGAGUGUCCUGGGAGAAGAGGCCCCUCGUUUCCCUCAGCUGGGCUCAGGCCGGUGGGAGCAGGAAGAUCGGGCGCUUUCCCCUGUCAUCCCCAUCAUUCCCCGGGCCAGCAUUCCAGUUUUCCCAGAUACCAAACCUUGUGGGGCCUUGGACUUGGAGGCCCCUGGAAAGCUGCCUGCUGCCACAUGGGAAAAGGGCAAAGGAAGUGAGGUGUCAGUCAUGCUGACAGUCUCCGCUGCUGCAGCCAAGAACCUGAAUGGUGUGAUGGUGGCAGUGGCAGAACUGCUUAGCAUGAAGAUCCCCAAUUCCUACGAGGUGCUAUUCCCAGAAGGCCCUGCCCGAGCAGGCAUUGAGCAUAAGAAGGGGGACGCUGAGGGCCUUGGUGGGAAAGAAAAGGGUCUGGGAGGCAAGAGCCCCGAAGCUGAUUGGCUGAAGCAGUUUGAUGCAGUGUUGCCUGGCUAUACGCUCAAGAGCCAGCUAGACAUCUUGAGCCUCCUGAAACAGGAGAGCCCCGCCCCAGAGCCACCCACCCAACACAGCUACACCUACAACGUCUCCAAUCUGGAUGUGCGACAGCUCUCCGCCCCACCACCUGAGGAACCCUCCCCACCCCCAUCCCCCUUGGCACCCUCUCCUGCCAGCCCCCCUGCUGAACCCCUGGUUGAACUCCCAACUGAACCCUCAACUGAGCCACCAGUCCCCUCGCCUCUGCCACUGGCCUCAUCCCCUGAGUCAGCCCGGCCCAAGCCCCGAGCGCGGCCUCCCGAAGAAAGUGAAGAUGCCCGCCCCCCUCGUCUCAAGAAGUGGAAGGGAGUCCGCUGGAAGCGGCUGAGGCUGCUGCUGACCAUCCAGAAGGGCAGUGGGCGGCAGGAGGAUGAGCGGGAAGUGGCAGAGUUUAUGGAACAGCUUGGCACAGCCCUGCGACCUGAUAAGGUGCCUCGAGACAUGCGGCGUUGCUGCUUCUGUCACGAGGAGGGUGACGGGGCUACCGAUGGGCCUGCCCGCCUGCUGAACCUGGACCUGGACCUGUGGGUGCACCUCAACUGUGCCCUGUGGUCCACGGAGGUGUAUGAGACCCAGGGCGGGGCGCUCAUGAACGUGGAGGUCGCCUUGCACCGAGGCCUGCUAACCAAGUGUUCCCUGUGCCAGCGCACUGGUGCCACCAGCAGCUGCAAUCGCAUGCGUUGCCCCAAUGUCUACCACUUUGCCUGCGCCAUUCGUGCGAAAUGUAUGUUUUUCAAGGACAAGACCAUGCUCUGUCCAAUGCAUAAGAUCAAGGGCACCUGUGAGCAGGAGCUGAGCUCUUUCGCCGUCUUCCGACGGGUCUACAUUGAGAGGGAUGAGGUGAAACAAAUUGCCAGCAUCAUCCAGCGGGGCGAGCGGGUGCACAUGUUCCGUGUGGGAGGCCUUGUGUUCCACGCCAUCGGACAGCUGCUGCCCCACCAGAUGGCUGACUUCCACAGUGCCACUGCCCUGUAUCCUGUGGGUUAUGAGGCCACGCGCAUCUACUGGAGCCUCCGCACCAACAACCGCCGCUGCUGCUACCGCUGCUCUAUUGGCGAGAACAACGGGCGGCCAGAGUUUGUUAUCAAAGUCAUCGAGCAGGGUCUGGAGGACCUGGUCUUCACCGACGCCUCUCCCCAGGCUGUGUGGAAUCGCAUCAUUGAGCCGGUGGCCGCCAUGAGAAAAGAGGCCGACAUGCUGCGGCUCUUCCCGGAGUAUCUGAAAGGCGAGGAACUCUUCGGGCUGACGGUGCACGCUGUGCUCCGCAUCGCUGAAUCACUGCCUGGAGUAGAGAGCUGUCAAAACUACUUAUUCCGCUAUGGACGCCACCCUCUGAUGGAGCUGCCCCUCAUGAUCAACCCCACUGGUUGUGCCCGAUCAGAGCCUAAAAUCCUCACACACUACAAACGGCCCCACACCCUGAACAGCACCAGCAUGUCCAAGGCAUAUCAGAGCACCUUCACAGGCGAGACCAACACCCCGUACAGCAAGCAGUUUGUGCACUCAAAGUCAUCUCAGUACCGGCGGCUUCGCACUGAGUGGAAGAACAAUGUGUAUCUGGCUCGUUCCCGUAUCCAGGGCCUGGGGCUCUAUGCAGCCAAAGACCUAGAAAAGCACACAAUGGUCAUCGAGUACAUUGGCACCAUCAUUCGAAAUGAGGUGGCCAACCGGCGGGAGAAAAUUUAUGAGGAGCAGAAUCGAGGCAUCUACAUGUUCCGAAUAAACAACGAACAUGUGAUUGAUGCUACGUUGACUGGAGGCCCUGCCAGGUACAUUAACCAUUCCUGUGCCCCGAACUGCGUGGCGGAAGUUGUGACAUUUGACAAGGAGGAUAAAAUCAUCAUCAUCUCCAGCCGGCGAAUCCCCAAAGGAGAGGAGCUGACCUACGACUAUCAGUUUGACUUUGAAGACGAUCAGCACAAGAUCCCCUGCCACUGUGGAGCCUGGAAUUGUCGGAAAUGGAUGAACUAAGGAGCAUUUGAGGCUACCAGGCAGGGGAAUCCCCCUACCCCAACCUCUUCCCUGAAAGGGAUGAGGGGAAGAGAGGUAGCAGCCAGAGCCAGGACCCAGGGUUGGGGCUGCCGGCUGACCGGAGCCCCUGGAGCAGGAGGCUGGGGCGGAGGGUCCUAGGCCAAGCCCACCCUGGGCACCAGGGACAACCCUCUUCCCCGCUACCGGCCCCUAGGCUGGCAUCUCUGCCCCCAGCUCCGGGAGGGGCCAGACAGAAGCAGCCAUUGGGCAUCUCAGGUUUGAGGGGGAUAUGGGCCGGGAACUACCCAGAAGCAUCUGGGAGGCAGCAGGGAGAGGGGAGGAAGAUGUGUGGCCGGGCCUCACAGCCCUGCUGCUCCCACCGACCUCUCCGGCCCAACUCAAGGCUGCAAAGAGACUUGACUAAGCUUGACAAUCCCAAAGGCCGGGACCCACACCCGGCCCUGCCUGCCGGGUCCUGCCCCCACCCUCACCCCCAUCCCCUUACCUUUCGAUCCGUCUUUGUCUCCCUCUUCUCCCCUGUGUUCUGUCUCUCUAUGGGUUGUGUUUCCUUGUUUUCCACUCUGACAAAUGCAACAUGAACGGGAAAGAGGCACCAGCUGCCCAGGAGGGCAAGCUCGGCAAGCCAGGCAAGGAGACCCCACACCCACACCUACCUCAUUUAAAUGUUGGAUUUUUUGCUGUUUUGAAAUGUGAGACCCUCUCUGAACCCCCUACUGCCCCAACCCUCUCCCCCACCUCACUGCCCUCUUCUGAGUGGGUGGAAGGGGGGGUAGGAGGAGGAAGAAAAAACAACAACAAAAAAUCCAUCUUUGUUUUUAAUUAUGGGCAUGGGAUAGUGGUUGAGGCUAAUGGUGGUGAAGAUUGGGGAUGACUGGCCCUUCGUUGCUCUCGGACUUCCUUCUCCAUCUGGACAUGGGGGCAGGAGGAGUGUGCUAAACCUAGGACCAGGAUAUCUCUUUCCUGUUUCCCAACCCCAUCAUGAGCCCAUUUGCCCUCCAACCCUUAGGUGGGGUAGGUGGGUGGUAGGGUGAGGGCUAUCCCUGAGUGGCAUGCCCAUACCCAAUGAGGCAGGGUGUGUGGCCCGGAGCUCCCAUUUUCCCUCAGUCACCAAACUGCUGCUGGUCUGGUGGGAAGGGGUGGUGAU
Molecule: messenger RNA, 18430 nt
Organism: Talpa occidentalis (Iberian mole)
Lineage: Eukaryota; Metazoa; Chordata; Mammalia; Eulipotyphla; Talpidae
Gene: KMT2D
Product: lysine methyltransferase 2D
Exons: 55
Coding region: 358-17265 (5635 amino acids)
Biological process (GO): positive regulation of transcription by RNA polymerase II
Cellular component (GO): nucleus; MLL3/4 complex
Molecular function (GO): histone H3K4 methyltransferase activity; histone binding; transcription coactivator activity
Source: RefSeq, a predicted model, not a curated record